AUGAACACACAAGACAGCAAAGAUGAGCGUCGUUAUGUUUCCCCGCCGGUAACGGGGAAACGUGAAGAUAUGCAGGGCGGAAUUGGAGAGGUUGCAAAACCUGGCUCAUGUUCGAAUGUGAAGAGUAUUGAAUCAAGCUCUGUCCAGGUAGAUGAACCUGAACCGUCUACUUGUUCAGAAAGUGCAUUCGCCAGAAGCUCUGGAAGAUCAAACUCGGUCAAAUACACAAACAGCAAUGAGUACCGGGCUCAGACCUAUGGCACGCAACUAUUGGGUACUGGAAUCACUCCCGUCGGGGGGAGCGCUGGGGAUGGAAAGCAUGCAGAGAGACCUUUUGGCCAAUCACCCGCUUCUCUUCGACCAAAUACGAUUGAGACAAUAAGCUAUGGUUCACACAGCUAUGUCACGAUCACAAGCUCAGCAUACACGAAACUCGCAAGUGAGAACAGUAGGUGCAAGGCAUCCAUCUACCGACUGCAAGAAGAGCUCUGGAGGGAAAAGGCUCGAGUGAGAAAAUUGGAAGAAGAAGUAAGAGACCAAGAGCAUGUCAUUGCCAAGGUCCACUCUAACGCCAUCAGCCUGCUAAGCAGCAACGUAUCCAGUGACUUGCCUGACGACAAGAUCCGGCGAGGUCUUAGCAACUUGCUUGAUGGCAUUGCCCGCGAUUGGUGCUUGGACCUUCACGCAACCGACGACAUAGACGAGUCUGGCGCAGCUACCGUGCUCAUGUCCAACAAUAUCCUAGCUGAUGCUUCUGAUCUGCCGGCGCAUCUCAGGAUCAACAUGCGGGACGAAACAGCCGCUCCCGUGCUGCUUCAAGCUGCGCUUGCAAAGUCUCUUUGCGACAGCUUUUUAAUGGAGCCAUUUUUUCUCCAGGACUGGCUGCCAAGAGCUUCUGAUGCGGCGUUCAAAGGCACCAACCUUCAUGCCAUAACAACUUGGCGCGUCCAAACUGUUGAGUACUUGGAGGUGGUCUUUCCACCCUCGAAGGACUAUUUUAGGGAAAGGGCAGACGGCUUCGUUAGAGAAUAUUCAUGCCUACUACGGCAGGUCCAUGAAGACGCGCUCUCGGAGCUCUCAGAACUGAUGGAGCAAUUCUUCAAACUGGCACUGCAACUGUGGAAGCGUCAUGUGCUUAUUAGCGUCGAAGGCUUGGAGGAACAGGACCUGAAGCACUUUCGCUCAGGACAGCCAGACAUGGAGGCUGAGGACAGCGUCUUGAAUGGAGCACGAGGGGCACAUCUGGAUGGAAGGCCUGUUCAGGUCAUGGUUCGGCCAUGA
This is a messenger RNA of Fusarium falciforme, 1281 nucleotides long. RefSeq lists its product as hypothetical. Bases 1 to 1281 code for a protein of 426 amino acids. The transcript has 3 exons. The record is from RefSeq and is a predicted model, not a curated record. Lineage: Eukaryota; Fungi; Ascomycota; Sordariomycetes; Hypocreales; Nectriaceae.